Selaginella moellendorffii is the source of this 1099-nucleotide messenger RNA. Its product is annotated as remorin. The transcript has 6 exons. Bases 281 to 967 code for a protein of 228 amino acids. The record is from RefSeq and is a predicted model, not a curated record. Lineage: Eukaryota; Viridiplantae; Streptophyta; Lycopodiopsida; Selaginellales; Selaginellaceae.
AUCACCUGUACGACAUCCCGUCAAUCCAGCGGUGACGUGUACGGCGGAACCAAGAGAGAGAUUAACUUGCGUUCGUCUUUCUCUCUUUUCUUUCUUUUUUACUAGUUGGUGUUUGGCGAAUGGCCCACUCUCGAUCCUUUUGAGCGUAGAUCUUUUAUCACCCCCCUUCCUCUGCGCUUAUACACAAUCUUCUCCCCUUGGCAACACUCCUAGACGCGCUUCUUCUUUUUCUUCUUCUUCCCAAGAGAGAGCGAGCGAGCCAGCUCCAUCGCAGAAGAGAAUGACGGAACAAGCGCCAGCGGCUCCAGUCACUCACGCUCCAGCGGCUCCAGUCACUCACGCUCCAGUGGCUCCAGUCACUCACGCUCCAGUCGACAAGAAUGUCACUGCCGAGACGGCCAGUCCCACGUCGGUGAUUGGAACAAAUGUGAAGAGCCCUCCUUCUCCAGGACGCGCUCCUGCCGACGCCAACCACGCUCAUGCUGCUACCACCCAUCCUGAGGCUGCUCAUGUGAAGGCUGCUCCAGGAAGUCCCCCUUCCAGCAAGAAUUCCCUCUCGUCUUCGUUGAGGACUGAUGGAGGCGGAUCAAUGGAUCGAGAUUCCGCUCUUGCCAAGGUCCAACACGAGAGGACAAUGUCGAACAUCAAGGCCUGGGAAGAGAGUCGCAAAGCGAAAGCCACCAACAGGUGCGCCGCGGUGAUUGCAAAGAUCGGUGCCUGGGAGGCCUCGCAGAAGGCUGGAGCUGAAGCCAAGUUGAAGCAGGCUGAGGAGAAACUCGAGAAGAAGAGAGCCGCACUCGUCGAAAAGAUGCGUAAUCAGAUUGCAGCCGCUCACAAGAUGGCCGAAGAGAGACGAGCUCUCGCGCACGCGCAGGAAGGCGAGGAGAUGUUCAAAAUCGAAGAAACUUCAGCAAAGUACAGAGCUCAAAACAAAAAGCCUGGAGGAUUCCUGUGCUUCAAGGCCUGAAAGUAUAUGUGAUCCCAUACAUAUGCUACGACGAUCGACAGAUGGUUUGCUGUGAUCCUGUUUGGCUUGAGUUUGGUUGCUGUAAAUUAUUCGAUUAAUAUGAAAACCAAAACAAUUGUACCUGGGUGGAGA